AUGGACAAGUCCACCUCUAACACAACUACGGCUGCACCAACCACCGAGCCUUUGCCUUCUGAGUUGCUGCUUGUUGUAUUCAUACACGGAUUUAAAGGGGCAGAUACCUCUUUUGUCGAGUUCCCGCAGAGGCUGCAGCACAUACUCUCAGAGGCUAUAAGAGAUAUUGUCGUUGAGAGUGUCAUAUUCCCUGCGUACGAAACGAAGGGUGAACUUGAUGCGGCAGUCGUUCACUUUGCUGAUUGGCUGACCAACCUGACUGUUCAACGCGAGGUUGCCAACGGCCUAGGGGGCGGUGCAGGGAAGGCAAAGGUCGUUCUUUGUGGUCACAGCAUGGGAGGACUUCUCGCAGCCGACGCUCUUAUUGAGUUUGUCCGCACUCGUCCAGAUGCCAAGGCUCCGCUAUGGCCUAAUAUUAUCAGCUGCCUAACUUUUGAUACACCAUAUCUUGGUCUCCAUCCUUCAGUUUUCAAGAAUAGCGCUACUCAAGCAGCGACUUACAUUCGUAAUGCACGCGAAGCCUUCUCCAAUCUCGACAUGUUCGGUGCUAGAACUUCACCGGCUGCUUCUGCUGCCGCGAAUAUGCCCAAGGCAGCCAUCGAACCUCCUCCCAUCCAGGCAACGACAUCUGUUUGGCAGAAAUGGGCACCUGCAGCCUAUGCUGUAGGUGGAGCUGUGAUAGCGGGUGCUGCAGCUGGUACAGCGUACUACAAGCGCAAAGAUAUUGGGACUGGGUUCAAAUGGGCAACAGAUCACAUGCAGUUUGUGGGCGCGUUGUGGCAGGAAUCUACUUUGCAGAAUCGACUGAAGAUGCUCUUGGAGAUAGAAGAGCAUGUGGGCGUGGUGUUCCGAACGUUCUAUACCUUCCUUCCAGCGAGCCCCCCCUCGUACUCCGAAUCUCGAACGUUUAUCAUCUUGCCACGCCCAAUGUCUCCACUGGCAAAAUAUUUCUUGCAAGCUCCGAACACCAUUGCUUGGGACGAAAUACAGGCGCACACGGGCAUGUUCGACAGUAAGACUAACGAUGGCUAUUACGAACUCGGACUCUCCGUGGCACAAUUGAUCAGAGGAGCUGUUGAGCACAGUAGAGGCGCGCUCACGAAUACGCAUGCAGAGGUUGUGGGGGCGACACCACCUGCAGGCUGUCCAGCAGUGACGAUCCUACUCGAUCCUCAAGAGGGUCGUCAGUCGGAGGCCAAUGACAGUAUCAUACAGACACCGGGAUAG
This is a messenger RNA of Sparassis crispa, 1227 nucleotides long. RefSeq lists its product as hypothetical. NCBI's taxonomy places the organism in Eukaryota, Fungi, Basidiomycota, Agaricomycetes, Polyporales, Sparassidaceae. Bases 1 to 1227 code for a protein of 408 amino acids. The record is from RefSeq and is a predicted model, not a curated record. The transcript has 7 exons.